Amphimedon queenslandica is the source of this 1274-nucleotide messenger RNA. RefSeq names its product heat shock factor 2-binding protein-like. Gene Ontology annotation, cellular component: cytosol. The coding region runs from base 70 to 1173 and encodes 367 amino acids. NCBI's taxonomy places the organism in Eukaryota, Metazoa, Porifera, Demospongiae, Haplosclerida, Niphatidae. The record is from RefSeq and is a predicted model, not a curated record. The transcript is spliced from 12 exons.
UUUUUUGUACUGUACUUUCUGUAUUUCUCCGUAAACUCAAAACACGUGCUUGGAAGAGGUCAAAGAGAAAUGCAGCAGGUGGAUGAAGAAAGGGUCUUGUUAUUGAAAGCUGUUAGUCUUUGCAAAAGCCUUCAAGAUGAAGUGACAGUACUUAUGAAAGACGUGAAAGAAUUUAUUAAUGAAGAAGAUCAAGCUCCUCUCUUUGUAGAACCUCAUCUAUUUAAACAGUAUACAAUAGUAAGGCAGUGUGAUUUAGAAUCCAUUAAAAGUGAAGUCAUGAAGAUGAAAGAUUUCAUACCAAACAUACUCACUCCAUCUUUAUCAAUACUACCUCAGCUCACUCAAACAGAAAAAGAAUUAGUUUCAUUGAGACAGCAAGCAGACACACUAGCAGUUGAGAAGAAUAAUGUAGAACAGAAAGCUGAAGGUUAUCUUGUUGACUAUGAGCAAGAGAAACAAGAAAACUUUGAACUUAAGUGUUCUUUGAAUGAAGUGAAGGAUCAGUUACAGCAGCAAGUCAAUUAUUGCUCUUCAUUGGGUUGUGUCUGUGGUACAAUGCUAUGGAGGACAUCUCAGAAUGAAGACUGUAUACAGAAUUUACUCUCUGGAUCUAGAGUUAAUGAUUUUCUACAAUUGGUAUCAGCCACACUGCACAGCUAUCUAUCAACUUAUAAUAGUGACUUACCUAGCGAGUCCAGUCAAGAAUCUCAGUUUGUCAUCUCCCUUUGUGGUACUGUUACCAAUAUUGCAGCAUCUGCUUAUGGAAGAGAAUAUUUGUCAUCUUGUCCUGAAGGACAGGAACUGUUGAAAAACAUGUGCUCAGUACUGGCUACAGCUCCCCUCUCUCAAGGAUGUGCUAAAAUUAAGAGUCUCAUUCUUAUGCUCCUCUAUAACAUUAGUAUUAAUCAAAAAGGACUAACAUUAUUAAGAUCUGAACCUGAUCUACUGAGAAUAUUAAUGUGGCUAGCUAAAGAGGAUGUUUGCAGUACAGUGUCAUUGUAUUGUCUCCAGUUGGUACAGUCACUUAUCCUUGAGCCAUUGACUCCAGCACUAAUGCAACAAGUAAUGGAAUCAGUUACUCCUGAGCUCCUACAAGAAUUUGCUUCUUCUAAAAGUGAAGAGUUUAAGCAAGUGGCUUGUGAAUUGAUGGUGGAUAUUCAAAGGCUCCAAUGACAAUACAUUCUGCAUUAUUGUAUAAGUUGAUAACUAUUUCUACUAAUAUUGAUAAUAAGUCACCAAAAGUCAUGUACAUUAUCUGUUACAACUGAUGAAUA